AUGGAUAAAGAACUCAAUAAUCUAGCCGCAGUUACAAUUGAUAAUAAUAUACUAAUGAUUAUUGAUUUAACCAAAGAUAAAAAACUUAAUAACUUAGCCACAAUUAUAGUUGAUAAUAAUAGUCAGGCAUCUAAAAUUGAACAGCAUG
Molecule: messenger RNA, 148 nt
Organism: Racocetra fulgida
Lineage: Eukaryota; Fungi; Glomeromycota; Glomeromycetes; Diversisporales; Gigasporaceae
Source: the annotation of a GenBank genome assembly